GCUCCGACAUCCCGCCUGGGAGCGGGUGGCGUUUUGUUUUCUAUGGCCCCGCCACGGCUGCACAGGGGACGGAAUGGUUCAGAAGGACGAGCGGGCUUCAGCCGAUGAUGAAUGUCCACGCGUUUGUUCCCGCCUCCCGGAGCGCAGGCCCCGUCUCGCUGCCGCCACGCUCGCCACGAGCUGCGGGGCGCGUUACAGCGGCCACCUGGGCGAAACGAAAGAAGUUUUAGGGCGACUCUUUUCGAGCGCGCGAGGCGGAACAAUAGCUGUCUCGCAGCCAGGCGGUAGCUCCUUCUGCACGCAGAGCCCAGGAGCUACCCUGGGGCGCGCGGGCCCCUCUGCGGAACCCUUCGGGGCUUUCCUCCGCCCUGGGCAGCCGCGUCCCGCAGCGCACAAACCCGCCCGGCGGCCUCGCGCGACUGGGCGGGAAGGCUGAUUAAAACUCGCAGCAUUGGUUGGUUGGUGGUGUGAACCCCCCGCCCCCCCAGGCUCCGCUCCCUGGAGUUUUCAGCACGUGAGCACGCGACGCUGCCCGUUCUCCGAAGACCCCGCAGCCUUUCAGGAGGGAGGCAGCGCGCGCGCGCGCCAACCUCUCCAGCCAGCUCCUCCGGCGAGCUCCCCCCUCCACCCGCGCACCUGACUAGGAGCCUCCCCUCCUCCCUCCCGCGGGGGGGCUCCGUGCCUCGCCACCACCAGCGCCGCGCACAGGACUGUCCGGCAGCGGUGCUGCGAGGGCACGAGGCGGCGGCGGCGGCAGGGUGGCGGCGUAGAGCGGCGAGGAGAGCAGACAGCCCCCGGCAGCAGUGGCCGGGCGAAGAGGGGAACCACAGGCGCCCUGGGCACCGGCUGGGCUCCCUCCCUGCCCCGGCGCCAUGUGACCGACCCGUUCAGUGCAGCCCGGGGCAAAACGUCGGACUCGGUCCCCGCCCGCCCAGGCUGACCAGCCCCCGUGGCCAGGCAGGGGGUGACCGGCCCCCUUGUGAUCGCUGGGGCUGCCCCCGCCCGGCCGUGAUGCGCUGAGAGCCCCCCGGCCCGCAGCCCUGCUCCCAUGGGGAGGGGAGCCCAGGCGGCGGCCGCUGGCGCUGUGAGGGCGGCGCCCUGCUUGGCCGGGGCACCAUGAAGUCCCUGCUCCUCAGCCGCUUCCUGCUGCUGCUACCCUGGGGGCUCAUCGUCAUCCUCCUGCUGGACACGGACAGCAGCCGGGCGCCCCCCGCCCGGCCCCCGCAGCAGGCGGCCCCCCGGCGGCCGGCGCUGCCCCCCAUCUAUGCCAUCACCCCCACCUACAGCCGCCCGGUGCAGAAAGCCGAGCUCACCCGCCUGGCCAACACCUUCCGCCAGGUGGCGCGGCUGCACUGGGUCCUGGUGGAGGACGCGGCGCGGCGCAGCGAGCUGGUGAGCCGCUUCGUGGCGCGGGCCGGCCUGCCCUGCACCCACCUGCACGUCGCCACCCCGCGCAGGUACAAGCGGCCCGGCCUGCCGCGCGCCACCGAGCAGCGCAACGCCGGCCUGGCCUGGCUCCGGCAGCGACACCAGCACCUGCCGCCGCCGCAGCCCGGGGUGCUCUUCUUCGCCGACGACGACAACACCUACAGCCUGGAGCUCUUCGAGGAGAUGCGUACAACCCGCAAAGUAUCCGUGUGGCCUGUGGGGCUAGUGGGAGGUCGACGGUAUGAGCGCCCUGUAGUGGAAAAUGGCAAAGUUGUUGGCUGGUAUACUGGCUGGAGAGCAGACCGGCCGUUUGCCAUUGAUAUGGCAGGAUUUGCUGUGAGCCUUCAAGUGAUUCUGUCAAACCCUAAAGCUGUAUUCAAACGCCGUGGGUCUCAACCAGGAAUGCAAGAAUCUGAUUUUCUGAACCAGAUAACAACUGUGGAGGAGCUGGAACCAAAAGCAAACAAUUGCACAAAGGUUCUUGUAUGGCACACUCGAACAGAAAAGGUAAAUCUAGGUAAUGAGCCAAAAUUCCACCUAGACACAGUUAAAAUUGAGGUAUGAUCUGGAGAUAUAACUGUGUGGGACAUACUAUAUAGGAAAUGGAUGUGGCUGAAGAUGCCUGACUUCAGUCAAUUAAGAAUUCAAGCAGUGUACAAUCUACCACUCUGUGACAUCCUGCACGAGUCAUCUGAUGGACUUCUGUGCAAACAAAGAUUUGUCAGAUAAGCAAAUCUGAUAUCUUGAGACAUAACAUCUUUUGUCUUGUUUUGCAUGCAUUUCUCCACUCGGUAUCAUUGAACUGAAAUAUAAGCAUUUAUUUUAAGAGUUUCCCCAUAGUAAUACCAAUUAAGACAAACAACUGAAGUGCAACGUUUUCAAAAACGAGGAGUCCUUGUGGCACCUUACACAGCUACCAUGCUGAAACAUUUUCAAAAACAUUUAUCCAAUUUAAUUAAUGGAAUUAUUAUAAACUGGUUUUAGAUCGCAAAAUAUUGGUCACCAAAAAUAUUUGUUAAAAGCACCUUCCAGAUUAAAUGUGUUUUUCUUGUAUUAAACAACUUUCUUGAAGUUACAGUGACAAGGUAAAUCAUACAGUAUGAAAUAAAAACCACACAAUGGUUUAUGGCUUUUAUCUUUUUAAUAUAGGGAAAUUACAUUUUAUCAAUAUGAGGCACCAUAAAAUGUAAACACAAUUACUGUCAAACCUGGAUAUAUCUGCAAGGACAAAAAGUAUCCGUAUGUGAUAAGUUACCCUGUAUGCAUAUUGUGCAAUAAGUUCUCUAUAUUAGCACUAUGUAUACACGCAUGGAGCCAAAUUAUAUGUUUUGUCACAGGAAACUCAAAUGGAUCAAAUAUUCAUGUUUUAAAAGAAUAAACUAAAUAUGUGGAACUACA
Messenger RNA from Dermochelys coriacea (leatherback sea turtle), 2826 nucleotides. RefSeq names its product beta-1,3-glucuronyltransferase 2 (gene B3GAT2). Gene Ontology annotation, molecular function: galactosylgalactosylxylosylprotein 3-beta-glucuronosyltransferase activity. Gene Ontology annotation, biological process: carbohydrate metabolic process; chondroitin sulfate proteoglycan biosynthetic process. The transcript has 4 exons. Bases 1117 to 1992 code for a protein of 291 amino acids. The record is from RefSeq and is a predicted model, not a curated record. Lineage: Eukaryota; Metazoa; Chordata; Testudines; Dermochelyidae. Gene Ontology annotation, cellular component: Golgi membrane.